Molecule: messenger RNA, 2036 nt
Organism: Lineus longissimus
Lineage: Eukaryota; Metazoa; Nemertea; Pilidiophora; Heteronemertea; Lineidae
Exons: 4
Coding region: 304-1872 (522 amino acids)
Source: RefSeq, a predicted model, not a curated record
CAAUAGACCGGCCCGACCUUUUGUGAUUUGUGAAAGUGAGGGGUGUUAGGGGUGAAUCACAUCCCUCUGAAAUUCGCUUGAGAAAAAAGUCGGGCGAGCUUAUUGUGACCCGUAAUCGAUGCAUGGGCAUUCGAUUGGGCACCGUGUCUAGAGAGCUACAAUCCUUGUCGCGUUGUGGCAUUGUUUGCACAUCCUCUUAUCUCGCGCCCAUAUUCAUUACAGUUGGGACGCCAAAUUCCUGCUGAAAACGACGAAGAUUUCUCGCUACAACAGAAACUGGUAUAUUCACUGGAAAAUUCGAGAAUGAUUCUUAAUACUUCGCUUUUGGUUUUGUUGGGGGUGUCAAGCAUGGUGAGUGGACUCAAGCUUUGCGAUGAUCCCAUGCCGGCACCAGAAAUCAUCAAGCUCAGCGCAACCCCGACCCUGAACGCCAUGAACCGCCUUGUUGAGCUUGAAACUACCGUUCAGUUGAAAUCGAGCGUCCCAGUGCAGUGUAGAUGGGCAUCUUUUGGAGAGAUGCAUCAUGGUGGAAGGUUUGCUUCGCAGGAUUCCCAAGACUUCAUCUCGACAGUGGAAGAGUCAGGGGACCUGUACACUUUCAAAGUACUGGAUAAACUGAGCGGUAACGACAACAACAUCACCAAAGUCUUGGCCGAACUUAUGAUUUACUUGGACGUCGGCGGAAGGGAAAAUUGCAAUGUAUAUACUAUCGUCAUGUGGUGGUCAAGAAUGAAGAAAAUGCACCAAGCUGGAAUUCAAUUCCCGACUGUUCUUCAGAUGCCGCGGACUCACUAUAUUGUUGACGACAAUGCGCCGAACGAGUUGAUGACGGUUCUAUCUCCGAUCACAGAAAAUCCUAGUGAAUUUGAUUACGCUGCGUUUUGCUAUGAGACCUACGUACGUACCAACGGAAAGCUUGAAUUCACGCAAAGGAAUGGUUAUGAAAGGAAGGGUAAUGUUUUCGAAUCUGUCGUCCAGGCGAGGCAAGAUGAAAACAUUGGCCGCGGCUGCACCGUCACCCUCAGUGAUUCUGUCGAAAGUCUCCUAAUGCCUUUUUCAUUGCGGGUCAAACGCGGGAGCUACGGUGAGCCAGAUUACUUUGAUUUUAGGCUCUACUUUGACGUUGAGUUUCGUCGCCCUAAUGUCCAAGGCGUGGCUUUAACCGUGACUGGAGGCGAUAGGGUCAUCUCUAGGAAGGGCGUGAUUGUGGUUACAGCUUCAAAGAAUAUGACACAGCUAAAAUGCAUGGCGGAUGCAACGAAAACCCCAGCUGUAACUGCACAGAGUAUCAAUUAUACAAUCGGAACUUUUAGACUCUUGAAACCACAUCCUGACAAGUUGCAAAUCAAUGAAUUCCAUCGAUACGCGCUGUUUAGAUUCGAAAGCCCCAAAGAAACCAACGAAGAAGCGGAUUACGAGUGCAUAGCAAGAGGCGGAAAUGAGGCCAUCAUCCAGGAAAUCAAGGUGAUCAGAUAUGGAGCUGUCAAGCUGAAGGAGGAGCAGAUGGUGGUAACGAACUCCUUAUACGCUGAUUCUGAUACCAUGACACUGAGCUGCGAGACCACUUCGGGGGAUCCAAAACCAGCCAUCAGGUUCUACGGGUCACCUCCGAAAAUUUCAUGGACCAUGCCCGAAGACUACUUCGAGAACAACAAGGGUUACGAAAUCGUCAACUCCAAAUUCUUUAAGGUUGUCUAUACCACAGCUGAGAAUGGUCAGGCAAAAGGGACGCUGACUAUCAAGAACAUGGACCAAGCUACACCCGCGGACUUGAAAGGAUACGAUGCGAGGUGGGGAAGCUAUAGAAUUGUCUGUGUCGCGUAUAAUACGUAUGCUAUGGAUGAUGAAAUUUUGGCAUUUUGGUAUUUGUAGGAUCUUAUUCCGAGGGCUAAAUACAGUUAGAUGGGUUUCUCCCAGCUUGUAAAUUUCAAAUUUGGUAUUAACUAAGACUAGGGCAAAUCGAAUACAAUGUACUUCUCGACACUACGGUAAGCUUUUGGUAGUGACUUCAUGACAUUAAACUAUGAAUUCAUAUA